AUGGUUGAUCGUGGUGGUGUGUCGGGUUCUCCCGUUAUACACUCCAGAUCGCGUGCUGAUCGUCCUCGAAAAAGGCACCGAAAUAGUAGCAGUGCCUCAAGUCGGACCAGUUCUCCUGGUUCCUUUUUAGUCAGUGAAAUCAAACGCAAUGGGCGGAAUGAAGAGAUUCGAAGGCGCGACGAACAGAGAGCUGAAGAGGACCGGAUAUUGCGUCAACGGUGGGCAGAAUCCAAACUUCUUGAAGAGGAAGUCGCUCGACGCCUGGAGCGUUACUUGGACUCUGAGCUUGCUAAGUUACUUGUGUUACGAAAAGUCCAGUUUAAUGCCGAAAUUGAACGACGAGUGGAGGCUGAACGUACUGAGGUAUUACGUCGAAGAGCUGAAGAAGCUGAACGUAAAGCUAGAGAAGAAGCUGAGGCAUUACAACGACGUGAAGAAGAAGAAAAGCGACUAAAAGAGCUCAGUGAGCGUCUCGCUCAAGAGAGGGAACGGGAACUCGAAGAACAAAGACGCUUGGAGGAAGAAGCUGAGCGUAAACGAUGUGAAGCAGAAUUACGUGAACUUGAAGAACGUCAGCGACGCGAAGCUGAAGAGCUCCAACGUAUUAAAAGAGAACAAGAAAUUAUUCUAAAUAAAAAGCGAAUUCGACCGAAGUUAUCGUUUACACUAAAGAAGUGA
Molecule: messenger RNA, 678 nt
Organism: Schistosoma guineensis
Lineage: Eukaryota; Metazoa; Platyhelminthes; Trematoda; Strigeidida; Schistosomatidae
Source: the annotation of a GenBank genome assembly